This is a messenger RNA of Caenorhabditis auriculariae, 6776 nucleotides long. Lineage: Eukaryota; Metazoa; Nematoda; Chromadorea; Rhabditida; Rhabditidae. The record is from the annotation of a GenBank genome assembly.
AUGGCUUCGACGCGCAGUUUGGACGACUCGGAAGCGUGGCGACAGUCGCUUCUGCGAGUCAAAGCGCAUCAUGCCGACAAGGUACAGGAAAAGGGCUGAUUUUCAGAGGGACCUUCGUGUUUUGUCCUUUUGCCUGGGUGUUUCAAAUCUAGUAAUAACAAGUUUAACGAUUUUUUUUUGAUUUUUCAAGAAAUAUAUAUUUUGAAUUAAACUUAUUAAAGCUUCAAUAAAGAAGGUAUUAGUUUUGAAGUCCAAUUUUUCAAAUUUUCGAUUUUUUUGCGAAGAUUCCAAUUUUUUUCGGAGCAGGACCCAAAUACAUUUCAGAGCACGGCCUUCGACUCGAUGCUCGAGGGAACAUCCGGAAACCAUCAAUGGGUCCAGGUGAUCAGAAAAAGAAAUCUCAUGUAUCAUACUAUACUUAAUAAACAGGUCAACCACCCUCGUCCCACCUUUUGCAAUUAUUGUCGGGAGAAAUUAUCUGGCGUCCCUUGGCAUGGAUAUACUUGCGAAGGUUAGCAGAUUUAUCAGCCCGAAAACAAGGAAAAAUUGCCUUUUUUGAUUUUUUUUUUGUCUUGGAAAUGGGCCAGAGUCUCUUAAGCGAGAGAGCGGGAGAAUUACGGAGACGCAGAUCUAUCUUUCUCUAUUUUCUCUUCGCUUUCUACGUUUUCUUCACGAGAUUUCGAAAGAAAAAACUACCAUCUCUGAGUUUUGCAAACGAGAGAGCGUGAGAAAUGCGAAGACGCAGGUCUCUUUUUCUCUGGCGUCUCUCCACCUUCUACACUAUCUUCUCAAGAUUUAAAACAAGAAACAUUCCUUAUAUCAGUUCUGAGUUUUGCAAGCGAAAGAGCGUGAGAAAUGCAAAGACGCAGAUUUAUCUUUCUCUGGCGUCUCUCCACUUUCUACACUGUCUCCCCGAGAUUUCAAGCAAAGAAAACUAUAUAUCAUCUUUGAACUUUGUAAGCGAGACAACGUGAAAAUCCAAGAAACGCAGAAAUUGUUUCUCUGUCGUCUCUUCAUCUAUCAUACUCUCUUCUCGAAAUUGAAACAUUUAUUAUAAUUCACCUUCAACUUUUCCUACCGAGAGAGCGUUACAACCGGAGAGAUGCAAAUCUGUUUUUCUCUGGUGUCUCUUCACCUUCUACACUCUCUCUCUUUCUCUUUAAGUUUUGAAAGCCGUAUUCACAGCGCUUUACUUCUUUCAGAACUGAUCAAUUGAUCAACUAAUUGAUUUUCUGUUCAGUGUGUAAGAUGAAAGCCCACAAGAAGUGCAUGGAGAAAAUCACGGACCGAUGUAAAUGGACCAUCGAGGCGAGCAUCCCUCACCACAUGCAGUACAUCAGCCCUGAAGUGACCCCUUCAUUUCGGCGUCAAAAACAGCUUUUUUUCCAGAAUUCCAUUGUCCCUCACCAGUGGGUCGAAGGGAAUUUGCCUAUGUCGGCAAAAUGUCUCGUCUGCGAAAAACCGUGCGGUUCCGUGUUGAAGUUGCAGGUACAAAUUAGAUUGAAAAUAGAAAAGAAGCAAUUUUUCAAUAGCAUGCUGAAGUUUGGCCAGCAGAAGCUUUAAAAAUUGAAUAAGAGCAAAUGGUUACAAAAUUUUAUUUCUGAGACGGUUUUACCACAUUUUGAAAAUCUGUGGUAAACUAGAUCGUGAGAACUUUUUUGGCCAAAUUUUGAGGAUUUUCUUUUCGAAAAAGAGCUAUAUUUUUGAGCCUUACCAUUAGUUCCAAUCUCCGCAUCUCAAAUUGUAGAAAACUAGACAGCACUAGUAAACAAGAGCGUUUAGAGAAAAAAAAAUCACGCGCCCUCUCAUUUUUGAACGCUCUCUAAUCUUCGAAGACUCGAAAGUUCAUAUUUUUCAAGAGAUAUUUUUCGUCUCUUGUUUUAUAGGCAAAGAUCUCAUGUCUACGUGCCAAUUCUUGUUUCUUCGACCGCUUAGUAUAGGAAAAGACCGCUUCAAAGUGACAGAAGGGGUGUACUGAUCACAAAAAGAGCUUUCGUAAAAUUUUAGGACUGGAGGUGUAUUUGGUGCGCCUGCUGCGUUCAUUCCGGUUGCCUGACCCAUCUGGGUCGAGCCUGCUCCUUGGGUCCCGCGGCCCUCUCCGUCGUCCCUCCGCUCGCCGUCCGCGACGUUAACCUCAACGCUACGGCCCUUCUCCGUGAAGACGCCUUUGGUUAUUUUUCUAAAAAAUCCUGAAUAAUCGAGUCAGUUUUAAGGCGGGGAUUGUGGUGGCGGGUCGCCCCUCAUCGUCCUAGUCAACUCCAAAUCCGGCGACAACCAGGGCCAGCGCAUGAUUCGGAAGUUCAAACGUCUUCUCAACCCGAUCCAAGUCUUCGACAUCAUCGCCACGGGGCCGGAAUUCGCGUUUGAAUCGAUAUGCAUAGUUUCGAAGCAAUUUUUCGACGUUUAGCUUGACGUUUUUCGAGCAAUUCGAGGCGUUUCGUGUUCUGGUUUGUGGCGGAGAUGGGACCGUUGGCUGGGUGCUCAGCGCCUUCGACAAGUUGAACCUUCAUUCAAAGGUAAUCUUGACCCAGCCUGUCACGUUCUGCCAGAAACCAUGUGCCGCGACUUGACAGUUUUCGCGUGUCUGCGUCUCUCUGUUCCCUUACCGGCGAGGUCAGAGAAACAUGAAAAUAGCACGUAAACAUGAGAGAGACGUCGAUAGAUAGGAAGGGCGCAGAGAAGUCCAGCUCUUUCAAGUUUUCAAGCUUUUUUUUUGUUUUUCUUUGAAGGUUUUGAAGAGUCUCAAAACGAAAAACAAAAAUAAGCUUUCUUACGGUAGCAUCCCUUUGACUGUGUUCGAAGUAUUUCAGCUGCAUUUUUUCAGUGUCAACUGGCGAUUCUUCCCCUCGGAACGGGUAAUGACUUGGCCAGGGUACUCGGAUGGGGCCACGCCUUCUACGACGACACUCAGUUGCCUCAACUUGUCCGGACCUUCGAAAGGGCUCAUACUCGUAUGCUUGACAGGUUAGGCUGACUCACAUUGACCAUACAGAAACCAACUCUUUUUUCUUCAAUAUUCACUUGAUGAAGUUUAUUUUUCGACUCCUAUAUUCUGAAAAUUUUUCUCAUAGAUUAGCGACAUACAUGGUUAGGCCAUAUCCCAAGCACUCCCCCAAAAAAAUUCCUAAACUAAAAUCAGGACUACCUCCUAUGAAGAAGCUCUCCUGAGGUGAACAUAGCGGACCUGAUCCCAACUUCUAGGUCAGGCGGUCCUAAGUAUGAAAAAAAAGGAUUAUCUGCUAAGCGCAAAAGAGUACUGAUACAAAUCCCGUAGAAAGUUGGAAGGUGCACUCAAAAACUGCUUUUGAUUGAAAUUAAAGUUGCAAGAAAAAAUCAUGUGAAUGAUUACCACAUAACGAACCCGAGAAAAGUUUUUUCUUCGGAAAUUUUGAAGAAAAACUGUUUUCAAGCUUUUCCUGUUAGCUUUCGACCAGCCUUACGGUUCUUAACGGAUGAAAUUUUUUUGAAAUCAUACGUAGCGCGCCACAGAUCCUCGAACCAGAUUUGAGAUGUCUCUGGUAAAUUUUCAACUUUUUUUUUGUCAAUAACUCUUCCGUUGUGUUGAAACUUAUUUUUCUAUCUCGUUUUUAAGAAUUUUUGUCGGUUUCCAAGGUUUAUUGAGCCUUUACUUUCCCACGUAUGGUCUGAAACAAUCUGUUUCAGAUGGAGUGUGCUCUCCAUUGAAGGCCCACAAGCCGACGCGGUUCGACUCCACGAAGAGCUGAUCAUCAGCAAAGUUCGCGCCGUUCUCGACGCCGAGCAGCCUUCUGAAACGAUCAACGCCGUUAGGUUGGUCCAAACAAGGGAAAUGUAGAGAACGGCUCAAAAGUAUUGUAUAGAAGAGAAGAAUGAUUAGUUUUCCAUGAAAUUUAUGAGGACCAAGGUCAUUAGAAGCUGAAGUUCAAAAUUAAAGGAGAGUUCUCUCAAUUCUAGAGCGGUUCUCUUGAAAAAUGAUCCCUAGUCAAGUCUUCAAGUCCUUCUGAUACAAGGUAGAACUUGAGUUUUUUAACGUGCCGAAAUUUUUCAAAAGAUGGAAAUUUUGUUAUGAGAAGACCGUAGUUUUAACUUUAUUAUAUUGAAAAAGGAGAGCUCACACGUUUUUUUUCUUGUUUAACAACGACCCAGCAAAACGAUUAAACUUUUGAGCAAAAAUAAAAUAUGUUCAGUUCAUUAUGCGUGACGGUUCGAGGCCUGAUGCAAGAUUUGGCGGACGCCUACACCCGAGUCGAAGAAUGGGAACGGCAGGACGGUCGCAUACCCCAGGACCCGAUUUCCGAACAGUUAUUGCCCUUUUCAAAUGACAUUUCAUCAUUUUUUUUUUCAGGUGUACGGUUCUCCUCCAGAAGCUCGACCGUCUGAUGCGAUCCCUGCAACUGGACCCCAGCCAACUCGACGAGAGCGGAUUCGAGCCGGAGGACGAAGACAGUGCGUUGAAUUCUAGAAAAUUCUGUAUAGACGAUCCUAAAAUCUUCAGAAAUUCAGGGAAAACCUCCAAUAUUUUUGGGCACCAAAAGCCAAAUUCAAAGGAAUACAACCCAGGGCAAAUAAAUAACAAAUUAUUUCCGAAAAAUCAGUUUUUCGACCGAGUUACGAAACGGAGGAGCUUACUGGAUUUGAUUUUUCAGGAGAUUAUAAAUAUACAUAGUAUAAUCUCGGUGGGACAUGAGAAAAGGGGGUACUUGGCAAAUAAAAAAACGAGAAAAUGGGGGCAAAAAAACGUAAAAAGAACAUUCACAUUUUUGCGGUGUCAACCUUCAAGUCGAUGAAGUAACAAAAAAAUAAUCUUUUUUUCUUCGAGCAUAGAGGGGGGACCGGGGUCUUGACUGUUGCCAGUCAUGCUCAUCCCAUGUAUGAUUAUAAGGCCACAGACAUUUAAAAAAUACAGAAUUUUUGCCUGAAUUCGGCGCGAUCUUUGUUUUUUUUUUCUGAUUUUCUAGACUUUUGACUUGAUGGGUAUCGAGAGAGAUUUGAACAAAAGACUUUCACAACGGUUUCUGAGAAAAUGUUUAUUGCGUUUUUGUAUCAUUAUUGAUCUUUUCAACGUUUAGGCUGCAUUAUGGAAGAAGUCCUGCGGCGGGACUCCCUGGUCAACCGGGCCAACAGUCUCAAAAAAGCCCUUCGCGACAUGAUCUCCCUCGCGGAACGCGGCAUCGACCAGCAUUAUCGCGAUAGCGCUGGCACGAAACGCGAGCGUUUUCGCAAGAAACGCAGCAAAACUACUCCUUCGGCUCUUAGGGUGCGGAUUUAUCAUUGAUAUUGUAUUCAGUAAUUUCGUAAGGGAAAAUCUAGAGAAAAAACUGACAAGUCAAUUAUUUUGAAUAGUUGAUAAUAAAGAGCUCGGGAAUUCACUGGACCUAGAAUAUUUUGUUAGACUUCGAAGAUGCCAUAGAUCAAGAAACAUCUUCAGAAGGAAAAAAUCGGUUUUUUUUAGCUCAGGUACAAAAAAGGGUUUAAAUCACGUAUUUCAACAUAAAUAAAAAGCUAAAAAAAUUAAAAAAAUUAAAGUUUUUUGUUAAACUACACGGGGCACGGACAUGGGAUGUAUUAGAAAUUGAUGGGGCUUUUUCCCGAUUUUUUUAGUUUUUUUGAAAUUACCAGAUAAAAAAAAGAUGUAGUUAAAUUAAAAUUCGAAACCCGAGUCAAAAAAAAGAAGAAAAACGGAGUUUAUAUUCAAAAUGCUCUGAGCUUGAUUGGACCUAGCAAAGUAUAAAAAAACUCUAAAUUGGAAUAGGUUGAUAAUUUUUUUUCUAUAGUAAGCAAAAAGGUUGAGAAAAAUCUGAUUACAUAAAUUUGCAAAUUCAGUCACAAAAAGCUUGGGAUUUAGUUGGUUUCAAAACCACAAAAUCAAAAAAAAGGUUUCAGAGCCCAUAAAAACGUUAUACCUCAGACGAUGUCUUUGAUACUGAAAUUUCGAAUAAUUUUCAAGUCUUAAAUGACGCUCAAGAUCUACAGUUUGCUCGACUCAAAAGUUUCCACGUUGAUUUGAUCUCCUUUGAAGUCUUUUGAAUGGAGAUUUUGUACUUUCCUGUACUUUUAAAUCGGAAAUCAAGAAUCUACUAUCCGUAUUUUCCAAAUUUUGUUCAUUUUUCCAGGUAUCCCAAUCAAACUUAUCAUCCUCAUCGGCCUGUUCUCCACAACCGUCGCCCACUCAAAAACAUAAACUACCGUCCUUCCCUCUAGAAGAUCCCCAAAAACCCCAAAAUCUUCUCGCCGACUGCGCCCGAAGCACCAACGAACUGGCAUCCUCCCACCUCACACCGACCAGUGGCUAUGGUGAGCAUGAGGCCUGGAGAAUUUGAAGUAUUCCUGCUGGAAUAGUUUCAGGAAUCUCCCAGUCGCAUUCCUCGAACACCGGACUCUCGCCCGAAGAGUCGGCCUUUCCGAUGGUGCCGACGUCUUCCGGCGAAGUCAGGACUCUCACUGAACAGCCAAGGUAAAAAGUAGAACAGUUUCAACUGUUCUAACCUUAAAAGGCCUCUAAGUCUUGGUUCAGACUCACUAAGGUGCCUGAACAAGCCCAAUCUUUUCUAUUUUUAGCAUCGGGCGAGUACAGCCACCAACCCCUGGCGCCACUCGAGAUCAACCGGCGAAAGACGAGCUUUUGAAGCACCUGGAGUUGACCACUCCGGAUCGUCCAGACGUCUCCUCCAGCUCCUUGGAAGCUGGUCAGCCUGAAGGUGAGAAACAAUUGAAUUUCCUUAACGAGAAGAAAAAGCGUAGGUCUUCAUGAAUGCAUUGAAAUUGGGUUGAAAGAUGAAAAAGAAGGAAUAAAAUGA